This is a messenger RNA of Peronospora matthiolae, 828 nucleotides long. The record is from the annotation of a GenBank genome assembly. NCBI's taxonomy places the organism in Eukaryota, Oomycota, Peronosporomycetes, Peronosporales, Peronosporaceae.
AUGAUGGACCAAUUGAAGGAACAGAGCAAGAAGGCGAGCGAGAAACUCGAGGACCUUUCCAAGAAGACGCAGAAGGAGAUGGAGAAGAUGCAGAAGGAGCUGGAGAAGACGAGCAAGAAGGCGCAGAAGAGCAUUGAAAAGACCGGUAAACAGACGAAAGACAGCGUGAACAAGGCGAUGAAAGAGACGCGAGACAGCGUGAACAAGGCGGUGCAGGAGACCAGGGACGCUACAGAGAGCAGUGGCAGUAGCCUCUUGCACUCGACCAAGGAGGCUGUUCACAUUGAGGUCAAGGGCUCGGAGAAGAAGGUCAAACGGGGACGUCGCAAGGACUCGAGCGACGAGGAGGACGGUCUGCUGGACGACAUUGGGGACGAGCUCGACCACAUGACGCUGAACCAGCGUCUGCUAGGGGCUAUUGGCUGCUAUGCGCUCAGUGGACUCUUUGCCUUUGCAGCGACAGUCAUGCUGUGUACGAGCGCGCACCAUGUGCGCUUCUACGCGUUCUUCUACUCGCUGAGCAAUCUGGCUACUUUUUCCAGCCUCGUUUUUAUCAUGGGACCGGGACAUCUUCGGAAGCGCAUGCUCUCGCGCAAGCGAAGCAAAGCAGGCCGUGCUUGGAUGGGUGCUUUGGCACUCACGAUCGUCGUGGCCUUUGUCUGGCCCUCGCACUGGUUCACAGUGAUUGUGCUGCUUGUUCUGCAGGUUGGCUGUAUGAUCUGGUACAGUGUGUCGUAUUAUGCGUACGGACGCAAGUUCCUGCACACGUACAUGGCGAAGCGGGUUGUGCUGGUCGAUGCCAUGGACGGCAAGAUUGACGGCAAGUGA